AUGCAGCUCACAGAGGAUCAGGCCGCAGAGGUCAAGACAUGGGUGGUAAAAAAGCUGGAAGACAUAUCGGACGCAGAUUCCGACGUGCUCGCGGAUUAUGUUCUAGCUCUUAUCAGGUCUGACGCUCCUGAUGAAGAGAUCCGCAAGGCUUCCGUCGAGAAUUUGGAGGAUUUUUUGCGAGAGCAUACCACUGGAUUUGUCGAAGAUCUCUUUGCUACGUUCGCGCCCAAGCAGACGCCCGCCGCACCGUCCCAGGCACAACUUCCCCAGGCUCCCACCCAGCCACCCACACAACACAUCCCGCCAUCGGGGCCUUUGAACGGCUCGUACGGACCGCAACCACAUGGUGAUAACUUUAGUCGCAAGCGCACCUUCGACGAUGGUUUCGGUGAGAACCAAGCACAUGAGGGCUCUCACCACCACCGGAACUUCAAGAACCCUCGUCGUGGGCGAGGUGGACAUUGGAUGGGGAGAGAUGGCCACCCUCCGUCUGGUCCGGGGCAAUUCCCUCAGCCCGGCGGGGGAUUUCCGGUUAUGCCUCCUUCGUUUCCAGGGUUUGACCAGAACGAUCCUAUGGCAGCCAUGAUGGCAUUGCAGAGCAUGGGCUUUCCGCAGAUGCCAGGUAUGCCUCCUAUGCCUAUGCCGCCGGGAGGUGGAGCUCCUGGGCAGCAGCCGGAUCAGAUGGGACCGAAGAGCACAGAAAAGUGCCCUUUCUACGAAACUCAAGGGAUCUGCUACUUGGGUGGUGCUUGUCCCUAUCAGCAUGAUACGGUGCCGGGUGCUUCAAAGGAUGAUGAAUAUGACCCGAAAUCGUCAGGCAUCGUUCCUGACUUUAGACGUCGCCACGACGGCCCAAUGCGGGGCAGCGACAGAGGCCGCGGUCGUGGGCGUGGCGGGGAUAGAGGUGGCUUCAACAAUCGCAGCCGUCGAUCGGAUUUCUCUGCUGCCGGACCUAACGAUGAUCCGACCGUCAAGACGAUUGUUGUGGAGCAAAUCCCAGACGACAAGCUCGAUGAAUUCUCGGUGAGAGAGUUCUUCUCUCAGUACGGCGAGAUCGCAGAUCUUUCGCUCCAGCCAUACAAGAAACUAGCCCUAAUCACCUACGCCGACCAUGCCACUGCCAAGGCAGCGUGGUCCAGCCCGAAGGUGAUUUUCGACAACCGGUUCGUCAAAGUAUACUGGCAUAAACCGAAGGAGCGACCAGGCGCCAAUGGGUUGGAUUCCCAACCAUUUGAUGCAGAGGAAUUCCAGAAACAGCAGGAAGAAGCGCAAAAGGCCUACGAAGAGAAAGCCAGACAGCGCCAAGAAACAGAAAAAGCCAAGCAGGACUUAGAGAAACAGCGCGAGGAACUGCUCAAGAAGCAGGAAGAGGAGAAAAAGCGACUUCUGCUGAAAAUCGGCGGCGCCGCUUCAUCGGGCAGCGCAACACCAACCGGCGAGGCAUCGAAGUCCCCCUCUGACGAAAACGCCAGCGAACAAACCAAACAGCUCCGUGCCCAACUCGCAGCCCUUGAAGCUGAAGCGAAGAGCCUAGGUCUAGACCCCAACCACUCUUCCGACCCUAGCACAUCCUACCGCGGUCGCGGGAGAGGCUACGGCCGCGGCGGCUACCCACCACGUGGCCGCGGCUACGACCCGUCAUAUCGCGGCUCUUAUCGCGGGCGAGGCGGGUUCCCUGCACGCGGUCGCGGCGGUGUCCUGCGCCUCGACAAUCGGCCCAAGCGGGUUGCCGUCUCGGGCAUCAAGCCACACUCUGAGCAGGAUGAGGCGUUCCGGCAGCACCUUAUUGGCGUCGGCGACUACGAAUCCGUAACACCCAACCCCAACGAAGAAAACUCCCUCAUCGUCUCCUUCAAAGAGCGCUACCAAGCCGAGAAAUUCAUGUUUAGCUCCCGCAAUAUCCCCUCCGUCGGCGAGGUCCAGCUCUCGUGGGUGCCGAACCCGCCGAUCUCUAUCCCGCCGCCAUCAACAACAGGCCAACAAUCCGUCAGCACAUCAGGGCUAGAUGGCAAAACCGGCUCUGACGAAGACACAAUCAUGGAUUCGGUCUCGGACCAGGAUCAGGUGCGUGGUGGGAACCAGGCGAAUGGGGCGGUGGCUGGCGCUGCGGAGGUCGAUUAUGAUGUUGCGGAGGAUGAUGAUACCUGGGGCGCUUAG
This is a messenger RNA of Aspergillus mulundensis, 2157 nucleotides long. Its product is annotated as CCCH zinc finger and RRM domain protein. The record is from RefSeq and is a predicted model, not a curated record. Bases 1 to 2157 code for a protein of 718 amino acids. NCBI's taxonomy places the organism in Eukaryota, Fungi, Ascomycota, Eurotiomycetes, Eurotiales, Aspergillaceae. Gene Ontology annotation, cellular component: nucleus. Gene Ontology annotation, molecular function: metal ion binding; RNA binding. The transcript has 5 exons. Gene Ontology annotation, biological process: mRNA processing.